Passer domesticus (house sparrow) is the source of this 5456-nucleotide messenger RNA. RefSeq names its product rho GTPase-activating protein 39-like. Gene Ontology annotation, cellular component: cytoskeleton; cytoplasm. Lineage: Eukaryota; Metazoa; Chordata; Aves; Passeriformes; Passeridae. The transcript is spliced from 10 exons. Gene Ontology annotation, molecular function: GTPase activator activity; protein binding. The record is from RefSeq and is a predicted model, not a curated record. Gene Ontology annotation, biological process: signal transduction. Bases 149 to 3229 code for a protein of 1026 amino acids.
GUCCCGCCCCGUCCCGCCCCGUCCCAACACAGCAGCCCCCGGCAGAGGGACCCGGGGAGCGGCCGGGGGUCCCGGGUCGGGCCGCACCGCCCCCGGGCGGGGCUGGGAUCGGGUUUCACAUCCUGCCCCGCUCGCGGGCAGAGCGGCCAUGGCGGAGAGCUCAGACUGGGUGGAGAUCAUCGAGCCCCGCUCCCAGGAGCGGAUGUAUGUGAACCUCACCACCGGGGAGUGCAGCUGGGAGCCCCCUCCCAACCUGAAGGUGCGCCAGUCAGACCAGAAGCAGUGGUGGGAACUCUUCGACCAGAACAACAACCGUUUCUACUACUACAAUGCCAUCACGCGGCAGACAGUGUGGCACCGGCCCCAGGGCUGUGACAUUGUGCCCUUGGCACAGCUCCAGGCCAUGAAGGGCAGCUCCCAGCCUGACUGCUGUGGCCAGGAGCACCGAGGCAGCACUGGCAGUGGUGGCAGAAGCACCCCCAUCCAAAUGGCUGUCUUGCAGGAGAUGGAGAAGGGCAAGUGGAACAGUGCAGCAGAGAAGAGGAAAGAUCCUGCCAGGGAGACUCCUACCCACUGGCAGCCUCUGCCAGGCACGAAAGCAUCCAUGUUGGUCAAAGUGAACAGUUUGAGGCAGAUGCAGAACUUUUCAAACAGUUCUCUUCAGCUGCAGGGUACUCCAAAGCCCAACAGCCCAAAAUCUCUUCCCAAACCUGCUAUAUAUGCUCAGCCUCAAUCCAAAUCCCAGAGCUCUGGAGCCACAAAGCAAAUGCCUGCUGGAGAAACAAAGCAGUCUAUGCAGAUCAAAAAGACGGAGAGUGGUGGGUUUUGCCUGGUGAUGAUGAAUGGUCCUACUUCUCAAACGCCUCCAGGAAGCCGGACAGGAACCCCCCAGCCUGCAUCCCCCACAUAUGCUUCUCCUGCACCUAUAUAUGAUGAGCCAUCUUUAGAGUUGCCAAUUUACGAUGAGCCACCAGUAGAUAUGGACACCGAAAGUAUUUGUGUGAGUGGGAUGUCUCCACCAAGGUCACCAAGCAAUAGCUUAAGAAAGCAGCUGCAACCAGCCAAAUUAUUGCAGCAUCCCAGUAUGCAACAACAGCAAGCUGCAAAGAAGCAUGCAAGAAAUCCCUCUUCCACUGAGUACAGCCCAGCUGGCAGAGAAUACAUAAAACAUAUGGUAAAUGUUGACCAACCUGUCAAACUCUCCCACUCUUCUGCUGCAACAACGGAUACCUCCACUAAACUGCCUGGUCACCUUGCUUCAAAGGACAGCUUCAAGGAGUCUUGGAGAAUCUUGGAAGCCAAUGUCCUCAAGAAUAUGGAACUCCACCACAGUCGGCAAAACAGCCUGCAGACUCAAGAGUACCCAACUGGCCAUCAGGAUUCUGGUUAUUCAACUGGCCCUUCUCCAAGCUUGAGAAAAAGGAAAGGAAGAAGGCAAGCAACAGGUCAAGCAAGACCUGGCUCUGUGGGCAGCAGCAGUGAGCUCACAGCUCUGAAUGAUAAAGUGAUCGCUGAGAUGCGUGCUGUGGUGGGCAGGUCAGCAGCUUGCAGGGGAAGCAAAGCCAGCCUGGAUGCUGAGAGUCUGGAGACCGGUGUUCCAGCAGAGAGCAGCAAGGUCAGGUUUCAGUCUGACCACUUGAAAAAAUGCAUCAACCAAAGCUCCAGGGAUGAUGUCACAGCCAGCAACAAGUCUCUGUACAGACAGGACCUGGAGGUUAGGGAAUUCUUUCCCAGCAGUGUGGCUGCUCCACAGGAUACAAUGAGGCAGAAGAGAACUUUUGAGAAAAUAGAUUCUUUAGAAAAGAAUGUCACCAGCCAGACAAGCUUGGCUUCAUCAGGUGCCACACGCCAUUCCUCACAGCCUGAGACCAUAGAGCUGGAGCCCAAGCAGGAGGGCAGUAGCCAGCAUGGUGGCUGUGUGGGGUGCCAUUUCCCUUACAACACCCUACGAAAGCCCAUCUCUCAGAGCAGCAUGGCGGAUUGGGCUUCCAAAAACCUGAACAUGCACACGCAAGGCAUCUUCCGACGAAGGAUCUCCAUCUCCAACAUGCUGUCCUGGAAUGGCGGCUCCAUUAAAAAGCCAAUGCUCAUCACUAGCAACCGGACCAUCAAAAAAGAGGCAUGUGAGAUGUUCAAACUGGUGCAGAACUACAUGGGAGAUCGUCAGACUCGCAUGGACCGCAAUCACGUGGCAUUGGUCACAGUCACCAAGUGCUGGAGCAUGCAAGGCUUACGGGAUGAGCUCUACAUACAGCUGAUCCGGCAGACAACAGAUAACAUGUGCUACCGAAGCCUGGCAUGGGGCUGGGAAUUGAUGGCCAUCAGUCUGGCCUUUUUUUCCCCAUCACCCAAAUUUCAGUCUUACCUGGAAGGUUACAUUUACCGCCACCUUGACAGUGAUGAAAAGAUUGCCCAGCACAUCAAGGAGCUUGUGGAUCUGAAAAACAAGAAGAUCACAAAAUCCAGGAAAAAGAGGAAACAAAACACAGAGGAUGAAGGUCUGCCCAUUAGCACCUACGCCAAGUACUGCUACCGGAAGCUCCAUAAAGUAGCUGUCACUGGAGGCAAAAAGGGCCUCCGUAAACCAACAGUGGAAGAGAUAACACAUGCCAGGAAUGCCAUCCUGACACCGUCACUCUUCGGCAGCUCCCUGGAGGAAAUCAUGCUGCGGCAGCAGGACAUGUACCCAGGGAACAAGCUGCCCUGGGUGCAGACACAGCUAUCACAGCAGGUCCUGGCCCUGGGAGGGGAGCAGACUGAGGGGAUUUUCAGGAUACCUGGUGACAUAGAUGAAGUCAAUGCAUUGAAAUUGCAGGUGGAUCAGUGGAGAAUCCCAAACAAUCUCAGUGACCCCAACAUACCAGCCUCUCUCCUCAAGCUCUGGUAUCGGGAGCUGGAGGAGCCUGUGAUCCCCCAGCAGUUCUACAAAGAGUGUAUCAGCAACUAUGAGAACCCUGACGCUGCUGUGGCUGUGGUGCAGCUUUUGCCGGAGCUCAACAGACUGGUGCUGUGUUACCUCAUACACUUCCUGCAGAUCUUUGCUCAGCCAUCAAAUGUGGGCAGAACAAAGAUGGAUGUGAAUAACCUGGCCAUGGUGAUGGCCCCCAACUGCUUGCGCUGCCAGUCCGACGACCCCCGCGUUAUCUUUGAGAACACACGCAAAGAAAUGUCUUUUCUCCGCAUGCUGAUAGUACACUUGGACACGAGUUUCAUCAAAGGGCUGGUUUGAGCCACUGGCCCCAUAGUGCAAAAUAUUCCUCUGAGGAGUUGCUGGAUUAAGUCUUCUCCUCUCCACAUAGGUUUCUUCUAUUGUCCUUCCUGUUGUCAUACCCUGGGUUAGCCCUUCAGCAUCUCCCAAUAUAUGAUCAUAAGGACUGGACAUCUCUGGAAGGCUUGGUUCUGUCAGCACCAGGAAAUCCUUGGGCAUGCCAGGUCAGGUUUAGCAGUUCCUGGCCUUUUAGUGUGUUUCAGAGAGGUGCAGUCCUCUUCCUGAGAGCCACAAGAUUGGGUGCUCAGUGAAAGGGCUGUGACAUGUGUGUGGAACUGCUACAUGGGGCAGUGAGACUCUCCAUUUCUCUUCUGGAGGCAGACUUGGCUUGAGGUAGGAGAACAUCACUCCUGUGCUGUGGCAUGAUCUGGUCCGAGGGAAGGUGCUGCCUCAUCAGGAAUAAUCCUACUACUAUGGGGACAGCCUUGUUCACCUCUGCAGACUGUUGGCUGGAGGUGUCAGGGUUGUUCUGACAUCCCACAAUGCUGUUGGUAGAGGGCUGUGAAGGUGCGGAGGUUCAAGAACUGUAGAGCUGUGCAGCAGCAUGUGAGCCCAGCCCUGUGCUAAGUACCCACCCACACCAUGGCACAGCAGGAAGGCCACACACCUGACAACAAACAGUUAAAUAAUCGCUUUGGCAUCCUCUUAAUGAGGGCCGUAUCUUCUGGAGCAGUGACCCCAGUGGCCUUGCAGCUCCUUACAGACAGCAUGAGCUGACACCAGCUUUGCUGAGGAGCACCUGAGCCCAUGCUCAGAGAAGCCUUCACAGCUCCAGCUUCUUGCACCCCCCUUCCUAAUACCACAUCCUUCCCAGACCACUCUGCUAGAAACUAAAUACCAGUUUGACCCACUCUUCUGGUUCAGCCCAGGUCUAAAGAAAGCCCCCAAGAGUCAGAAGUGCUCCUGUGCUCAAGGACACCCUUCCAGGCAAAGCAGCAGAAGUGCUAUGUGCUUGAGAAAUGCUGGUACUGCCUGUAGUCAGCUGUGGUAUCUGUGCUCUUUCUUUGAGGUGUUUUCCUUGCUGGAGGCAGGUCUGCUGCAAAAAAGUGUGUUUUGGGAUUACUGAUGCAGUGCUAAGUCUGCCAGUAUCAUGCAAGGUUGCAUCUGUCUUUCUGUAUCCCCCUCCCAUUCCAGUAGGGACCUGGGAUCAUUCUCUCCAGACUGCGGUGGCGAGCUGAGCUCUGCUGACAGUGAGGUUUAGAGCUGAUGCCUGAAUCAGUACCAGCGUGGGUGUGAGGUGCCAUGUGCAGUCUUUCUGAGAGGGUUCCAAGAGCCUAUGUUCAGAUGAAUUUGAAUGAACUCCAUAGCAGGAAUUCAAUUUGUGCCCACCUGAAUAAAGGUUCCUCGUACCAGAUGAUUCUGUGGUCCUGUGGCCAGGAAAUCUUUCUCCCUUGUCAAGAUUAGCUUUGCCAAGCGUGCCCACAAAAUGUGCCAGCAUCUGUUCAAUGUACACACCCAUCUUCAUGCUUUGAUGCCACUCAGCUUGCUCUGUCCUUCUGUAGUGCUGAACAACUUGUUCUUCAGAUGUGGAGCUACUGCCCCAGAAGUGUAGAGACAGGCAGAGGUUACCAGCUCUGACAUACUGUCUUGAGAUUUGAAUCGCUGAACAAGCUCAGGCUGUCCUGUUCCCUGCCAAGGGCUGGAGCAGCCAUGUGGGACCUGCCCUCCUCUUCGGGCUGCAAGUGCCUGUGUCUGUGUCAGGCUUUGCCUGCAGCCACUGCAGUGGUGAUCCAUGUUACUUCUUGCACUCAACCAGUGGCAGUCAAUCAAACCUUAGGCAUUUGCUGCUAAUAAAAGUGAAUUAUUCUGGCAAGGGUUGUAAAACAUGCUCGUAAAAGACACUGGAUAUUGUCUUUGCCAACAGAUUUGUAAAUACCAAUCAGUAAAGUAGCUUUUCCUCUGUUCUAAUAGUAAUAAAUACAAUCUUCAUGGCUGUAUCUUUUGCGAAUUGUCUUUCUUGUGAAUUUCUGCAGCAUGAUUACAUCUGCAUGGGGCUGCACAUUUCAACCUUAAUGUCAGUGCUCUCUAGUAAGAUUUGAGAAUCAGCAUGAAGUAAGCACUUGGAAAGCAUGCUUUGGGCUGGUUCUGUUGUUCUUAAUUCUCAGGCAGCUACCAAAGGACACUUAAUGAAUCUUGGAAGAGAAUGGGUUGAAACAGGUAAAAGACAAUACUGCUUUACACAUAUCUU